CAUGGAGGAGGAUUCACUAUAUGAUAAAGUUGAAAAUGUAAUUGGCUGCCAUGUGGAAGAUGCAGUAACAUUUUGGGCACAGAACAUUAAUAGACAUCGUGACAUCUUGGGGACUAGCUGUGCUCUAGCUGAAAUUUGUCCUCAAGCCUGCUCAGUUUUUGGUAAUCCUGAUCUUGGCAAGGUUUAUGGUGGGUGCUUUUCUGAAGAUAAAUGCUGGUAUAGAUGUAAAGUGCUAUGUGUUAUCAAUGACGAAAAGUGUCAGGUAUUAUAUAUUGAUUAUGGGAACUCCGAGACUCUUAACCGGUCAGAAAUAGUUGAAAUACCUGUGGACUUGCAGUUUCCUAGUGUGGCAAAAAAAUAUAGACUCUGGGGAUUACAGAUUUCAGUUAAUCAAGAGUUGAAUCAGUUUGACCAGGGGAAGAAGUUCCUGAAUAGCUUGAUUUUUGAAAAAGAAGUGAAAAUAAGAUGCAAAGGCACAUGUCAUGAUGGUACCGUUCUUGCAGUGGCAGAAUGCGGUGUACUGAAUAUUGGGGAAGUAAUGGUUAAAAAAGGAUUUGCUGAAAGAUCCAAGUGUCCCAUAAGCAGUAAUAACGGUGAUACCAAAGCAGAUUCCUUUAAAUCCCAGUCGAGGAAUGCAAAAACAGCAACUUCAGUGUGGUCAAACAGAGCUAACCUUCCAGCAAAUAAUAAAGGGGGCUUUGGGAAUAAUAUGCCUCUGAACAGUUGGAAUGAGAAUAAUACUGCAAAUCAUGUGCCGUUUAUCAAGGAGAAAAUGAUGGCUUGUGACCUGAGCAGGGCAUCAAACAUUAGCCUGGCAAAAAUCAAACAGGAGCAAAAAAUUAUAGAGGAGAACAUAAAGCUGAAAGAGGAAAACGUGGCUUUCAAGGAAGAGAAUCAGAAUCUUCUCCAUCUGUAUGAAGAACUUAAAUCAAACGUUGAAAAGCUUAACUGUGAACUGGAGGCAAAGGAGAAAGCUCAUACGGAGACGCUUGAAUAUUUAGAGAACACUCUGUCUACAUAUGUUGGAACGACUAUGAGAAAUUUGGCUGUGAAGUUUGAGAAGCUCAAAGACGUUAGGCAUGCCAGUAUGAGUGAUCGCUUUGGAGAAAACCUUUCAGAAGCUGUAAAAGCAGUAACAGAAGGAUGGCUCGCUGCUCCUCCCUCUUUAGAAAAGUUGGAGAAGAUUUGGGUAGAAUAUAACACUGCUCAAGAGGAAAUACGCUCAUGCAAGUAUAUGGAUGAAGUACAAAACUUGAUUCCUCAAAGAAAUGAAAUGCAGCAGAAGUUAUACUGUGCCAUAAAAGAAUUCAUUGUGGAAGUGGAUGAGUUGCCCAUUUCUGAGCGUCUCGAAACUUUACAGAAAUUGCAGGGGUAUUUGGAGGCUUCAUAUGGUAAAGCUCAUGAUGCAGAGAGUUCUGAGAGAUUGUUUGAGGAGUUCUUUGAAUGGAAGUGCGUUAAGAUGGAGGAAUUAAACCGUGUCAGAAGUGCCACAGAUGCUUCUCUGCAAGAUUUUGUAACUUGCUUCAACAGGAUAAUUAAGUUCUUUGACAUAACAUCAGAAACAUUAUUGAAAUCUAAAGAUGUGGUUGUCAACAUUGAUGAUGUUCUCAAGAACGUUGAGCUGGGUAUUUCCCAAGAACUGGAUGUUUCCUUGGUUGAGCUAGAUGAAGCAGAUAAGAAAAUAAUCUUGGCUGUGUACAAUAAGGUAAUGCAGAAGAUCCACCAAGAGCAACAUCUCCUGACUUCUGUGUAUCACAAAUAUCUGGAUAGUGUUGAGUUCAAAAAGGAGAUUGUGGCGUGGCUGGAUAAAAGUCCCAACAUUGAUGAUUUGCUACUGGUUAAGAAGAGACUGAAAAACCUAAAGGCCAAGCUAAGGUGGAAGCUGGUUGAAAAGAGCAACUUGGAAGAAUCUGAUGAUUUCAGUGAGUCUGAAAUGGCAAAAAUAAAAGAAGAAAUUGCUGGGCUACGUAGUAGUGUCUUUCAGGAUAUAUACCAAGAACAAGAGGAAUAUGAGAAGCUUAAUCACCUGGUGCACAGGUGUUUCCCUGAGCUGCCGCUCCUUCAUCCAGAAGCAGGAAUUCUAAAGUAUAUGAACUCAGGAGGCCUUCUCACAGUCAAUUUGGAGCGUGAUCUUUUGGAUGCUGAACCAAUGAAGGAACUAAGCACAAAACACCCUUUAGUUUGCUCAGAGUUUCAAGGGCAGAAAGUCCUCCUAAAGGGUUAUGUUAUGGAUAUGAAUACAGAAACAGGAGUGAUAAAAAGAGCAGCGGAGUAUCACAAAGCCUGGAGAGAAUUAAAGGAGGAAUCUGGUUUAAUGCAGCUAAUGUUCCUGUUUUUAUGCAAGUGUGAUCCAUUGGCAUAUAUGAUGAUCCCGUAUUAUGCUGGAGCAAAUCUGGGCGCAUUGCAGGCUAGCAUUCCUUUAACUCCUGGUGAGAUUUUGAAAGUAAUGAAAGGAGUAGCCAGAGGUCUGCAUACAUUACAUACAGCAAACGUGGUGCAUGGCUCGCUGCAUGAAAGCAACGUAUUUGCUGUAAACCGGGAGCAAGGAAUUGUUGGAGACUUCGACUUCACCAAAUCAGUGGAGCAGCGUGCCUCAGAGAAUCAUGUGCUAGCAAAUGGUUUGAGCUUAACUUCUCCUGAAAUAAAAAAUGGGCAGCCACCAUCUCCAGCUUUAGAUAUGUAUGCUUACGGCUGCUUACUUUACUGGUUGUUUGUUGGAAACCUGGAGUUAAAAAGAAACCUUGAUGGAACUCCCCAGAUUGAUGGGAUUGAACUGGAUGAUAAAGUUAGAGCUCUGCUUCUGAAUCUCCUUUGCUGUGACAUUCGAAUGACCUCUGAGCAGGUGCUGAAUGAUGACUGUUUCCUACUGCCUGACCUAAAUCCAGUUCCACCAGAAGAUGAACCAGCUGAAUAUGGAAAUGGAGGAGAGAGAACAAAAAGUGAAAUAGGAUCUGAUGACUUGCAGGGUAGUGAGUCAGAAUCUUCUUCAGAGACUACAAUACCAGAUAUUGACUAG
Messenger RNA from Euleptes europaea (tarantolino), 3016 nucleotides. It is a transcript of the gene STK31, whose product is annotated as serine/threonine kinase 31. The coding region runs from base 2 to 3016 and encodes 1004 amino acids. The transcript has 23 exons. Lineage: Eukaryota; Metazoa; Chordata; Lepidosauria; Squamata; Sphaerodactylidae. The record is from RefSeq and is a predicted model, not a curated record. Gene Ontology annotation, biological process: protein phosphorylation. Gene Ontology annotation, molecular function: ATP binding; protein kinase activity.